GAUGUAAGUGGCCCUACUUUCAGUUUGGAUGUUUUCUUGAAAACGUGCAUCAACAAAUAAGUUAGAAAUGGUGCGGUAUAAGUGCAGAUACAUUCUCUGCAAGGUGAUUUUUACUGGCAAUAGAAAGACAUGUAAAAUCAAUGAAAACGAUAUUUAUACUAAAGUUAAAAAUGAAAUCGGUGCAUUACAUGGUGACUAUGCUUUGGCUGCAUUGAGGAAUGUACCAAGUUUUGGAGUGCGAUACAUUGAUGGGAACACUGGUGUGGUACUGAUCAGAUGCCAGAGAGAUUUGUUAAAGAUUGUACAGUCUGCUAUCACAUAUGUUAAGAAGAUAAAUACAGAAGAGGCUUUCCUACAGACCAUACAUGUUGGAGGAACAAUAAGAUCGUGUCUGAAGUUUUUGAUCAGGUAUCACAGAUCUCGUCUACCACAACUUUUGAUGGAGUGUAAAACUGAAGAUGAAAAGAAAAAAGUUCAAGCAGCAAUAGUUGAAAGUUGCAAGACAAGUACAAGAGUAAUGUGUACUUGGGAGAGAAGAGAAAAAUCAGACACACCAAGAUAAAACACCAGUAAUGAAACAACAAUGAUAAACGCCAUUAUAAAACACUAGUGAUAAAACACCGGUGAUAAAACACACCAUGAUAAAACACUAAUGAUAAAACACUAGUGAUGAAUCACCAGUGAUGAAACACCAGUGAUAAACAUUAGUGAUAACACUUGUGAUGAAACACUAGUGAUGAAAUGUCACAAUAAAACGCCAGUGAUAAAAACCAGUGAUAACAGAAGUGAUGAAACACCAGUGAUGAAACACCAGGGAUGAAACGCCAGUGAUAAAGCACCCGCUAAAACAUGACAUUUACAAUGUCUUAAAAGAAAAAGACAGUUACAGACCAGUUGCAGGUGGUAAGGUGUAGUUGAGAGAUCAGUUAGGCUUAAAACUAAAACAAAACUUACAAGAUUCACUACUACAGUUAUUAAACAUUUUGAUUUCCAGCCAUGCAUUUAAUCAAUUAGAUGCUGUGAACUGAUUUUCUUUGAUAGGUUUAUAUUACAGUGAGUAUAGAUUCUAAAAUGUUUUUCAAUACUGAGCUGAUUGACUUUUUCUUAAACAAGGUUGUGAUUUGAAGUUCUGAUUUAAUUUAGCAUUUUUAGGAAAUAUUGUCCAGCCCAAAACUCUCAUGCAUCAAGAGAUUUUAACAAAAAAUGAUGAAAAUACCUGAAAUUACCCAAAAUCGCGUUUUUUCAUGUUUAAACAUUCCUGAAAUUACCCAAAAUCGCGUUUUUCCAUGUUUAAACAUGGCCUAACAUAUAAAUUGAAGAAAAAUUGUUGUUUUGUAGAAUUUUUUAUUUUUUUCAUUAACCAAUUACUUCAUGGGCAUUUUGUGAAAAAUGGCUGUUUUCAUUGAAAAGUCUCCCGUUACAAGUUCAAAUUGCUAUAAUACUAUAAAAACUGCUUUAAUACUAAUCAAACUUGGCACAAAUGUUGACUGGACCAUUGCCUUUGUAACAACAUGCUCAGGCUUAAAUUUCCUGUUACCAUGGCAACGAGGGGACAUCUCAAAAUUGCAAAGAAUAACCAUUUUUGCGUUGAUUUUUUCCAUCAAAAUCGAUUUCAAACUGCUACAACUUCUCAAUGGAUUGAGAUAGAGUCAAAUGCUUUUUAGCGUUGGUUACACGUUACCUUAUGAUCGAUCUGGGGUCAUUUUUAGCCUCUCACAAGUCCAAAAUUUUCCUGGGGUCACUUUUUUUAACAACAUUUCUCAAACGAAAACAUGUGUUUUGGGCCCAAACAGGACAUUUUUUCACU
This is a messenger RNA of Ruditapes philippinarum (Manila clam), 1807 nucleotides long. Its product is annotated as ribonuclease P/MRP protein subunit POP5-like. Gene Ontology annotation, cellular component: ribonuclease P complex. Gene Ontology annotation, biological process: tRNA 5'-leader removal. The coding region runs from base 68 to 562 and encodes 164 amino acids. NCBI's taxonomy places the organism in Eukaryota, Metazoa, Mollusca, Bivalvia, Venerida, Veneridae. Gene Ontology annotation, molecular function: ribonuclease P RNA binding. The record is from RefSeq and is a predicted model, not a curated record. The transcript has 5 exons.